AUGGCGGUUGAUCCAUCAUACGAAGCCUUAGAUUUACACCAUGUUCGUUACCAGAAGGGCGACGUCCUCGGCUACUUCCUCGCAUGGAUAUCCAUACUCCCUAUAUACGCCUCCGUCAUGCUCUUCUCACACUUCGUCCACCACCGCGAGAUCCAUUCUUUGUUCAUCUUCAUUGGCCAGCAACUCGCCAUGUUCCUCGCGUUGCUUCUGAAGAACUCAAUAAAACAACAGCGCCCCGAAACCUGCUCCUCCCUCGAAACUUGCAACACCUACGGCUGGCCCUGGCAACACACCACGCUUACAUUUUUCCUUGCGGCAUACUUGACGCUCUCGGCGUUUAAAAAGAAUAAGAACAGGGAGCAGAGGUGGACGGUGAUCGGCGGAGCUUUUGUGGGGAGUUCUGUCGGUGCAGUCUGGUUUUGGAUGGUGAAUUCUGUGUUUUCCGGUUACUUUCCCGGCAUUGAAGAGAGCUUCAUUGGGAGGAUUUUGCAUCUCAAAGACACUUCUCAUAUUCGGAAUGCGUUGAAGUUGGAGUACGAUAACGCAAGAGCUAGCCGGAAAAAUUCGGAGCAAAAGCACACUUGA
Messenger RNA from Mangifera indica (mango), 585 nucleotides. Its product is annotated as lipid phosphate phosphatase gamma-like. NCBI's taxonomy places the organism in Eukaryota, Viridiplantae, Streptophyta, Magnoliopsida, Sapindales, Anacardiaceae. The transcript has 2 exons. The record is from RefSeq and is a predicted model, not a curated record. The coding region runs from base 1 to 585 and encodes 194 amino acids.